AUGGUUUACAGCGACAGCGAGGAAUCGUAUAAUUCGUAUGACGACGACGACGGCAGCGAGGAUUACUUCAGCAGCGUGGACGACGAGGGCGGUGAUGAGUGCUCCGACGGCGUGGACGACGACGAGGGCAUGGAUGAGGAUGAGUCCUGCCAAAGCGACGGCUACGUCGGAGGCGACGUCGUCAGCGACGACGACGAGGAUAUCCCGCAGGCCGAGAGAAACGAUAAGGGCUACGUUUUCGAGACCGAGGCCGACGUGCGCAAGCGUCAAGACGAGGUCACGGCGAGUGUUUCCGACCUGCUGUCGAUCCCGUGGGGCUUGGCCGCCGUCUUCCUGCGGCACUGCCGGUGGGACCCCGAGCGGCUGGAGAACGAGUGGUUCUCUGACGAGCGGCGCAUCCGCGAGGCCGUGGGCCUGACGGCGGACCAGGGUGACGCCGCCACGGCUGUCAACGACCGGCUGCUCACCUGCGCCAUAUGCUUCGACGUCCACUCCGCCGGCGAGAUGAUCUCGGCGGGCUGCGCGCACUACUACUGCCGCGAGUGCUGGGGAGGCUACAUCCACGCGGCGGUGGGCGACGGCGCGCGGUGCCUGGUGCUGCGGUGCCCGGACCCGAGCUGCGGCGCGCCCGUGACGCGGGAGCUGUUGCGCGAGGUCGUCGCCGCCGGCGCGGACGACAGGGCGCGGUACGAGACGUUCGUGGUCCGGUCGUACGUGGAGGAAGGCACGAGCAAGUACGUCCGGUGGUGCCCCGGGCCGGGGUGCACGCUCGCGGUGAGGGCCGAGCCCGGGUCGGCGCUGUACGAGGUGGCGUGCGAGUGCAAGCACAUGUUCUGCUUCCGGUGCGGCGAGGAGGCGCACCGGCCGGCGUCGUGCGAGACGGCCCGGGAGUGGAUGGCCAAGAACAGCUCCGACGGGGAGAACGCCAACUGGGUGCUGGCCAACACGAAGCACUGCCCCAGGUGCCGGCGGGCGAUCGAGAAGAACCAGGGGUGCAACCACAUGACGUGCCACGCCCCCUGCCGCCACGAGUUCUGCUGGAUCUGCCUCGGCCCGUGGUCGGAGCACGGCGGCAGCUACUACCAGUGCAACCGCUACGUGGCGCACAAGCCGGAGAACGCCAAGGAGGAGAAGCGGCGGGAGCACGCCAAGGCGUCGCUGGACAGGUACAUGUUCUACUACGAGCGCUGGAUGACGCACGGCUCGUCGAUGAAGAAGGCGCGGCAGGACCUCGACCGCCUGGAGAGCGGAGCGCUGAGGGGUUUCACCGAGGCCAACGGCGUGUCGCAGGCGGAGCUGGGCUGUCUUGAAGAGGGGUUCGCGCUGAUCGUCGAGUCCCGGCGGGUGCUGAGUUGGACGUACCCGUUCGUGUACUACAUGGACCCGGUGCGCGACAGGAAGAAAAUCGAGCUGUGCUUGCACACCCAGAGCGUGGCCGAGGAGUCGGUGGAGAAGCUGCACAAGUGCGUCGAGGAGGAGUGGAACGAACUGAAGGGGACAGCCGCCGCCCCUGGCGCUGAGUUCGACGCGGCCUCUGCCGCUGAGUUCGCCGCAGCGUUUAAGGAGUACUUGUUGAAACUAUCUGUCCUCAACAGCGCAGCGCGAAACCACUUGAAAAAGCUCGUGGAGGGCUUCGAGUCCGGCAUGCCCGAGUUCUUGUGA
Messenger RNA from Miscanthus lutarioriparius, 1662 nucleotides. The record is from the annotation of a GenBank genome assembly. Lineage: Eukaryota; Viridiplantae; Streptophyta; Magnoliopsida; Poales; Poaceae.